This is a messenger RNA of Entelurus aequoreus (snake pipefish), 710 nucleotides long. Its product is annotated as serine/threonine-protein kinase 40-like. The coding region runs from base 294 to 710 and encodes 138 amino acids. The record is from RefSeq and is a predicted model, not a curated record. The transcript is spliced from 4 exons. Lineage: Eukaryota; Metazoa; Chordata; Actinopteri; Syngnathiformes; Syngnathidae.
CAACCGGUCGCCGUUUGUGAUUGGCCGAGCCGAGCUGUCAAUCAGCACAGCAACGUGCGUCACUUCCGUUGUCAGGUGGCGCUGUCGCUGUGGAAAGAUGCGAUCAGCGGAGAGCGAGCAGGCUGCUCCUUAAUUGCUCAUUUCACACAACAACAAUAGCAACACUCACCAGGACCCCGACGGAAGCGGAAUAACUCCACGGCGGUCCCCCGAGAAAUGUGGACGUUGUGAGGGCGCGACGCGAGACUUUUAACCCGCCAGCCAGCAGCAGGUUUGGGCUUGAGAGCUCCAGUAUGUCCAAGCGGCGUGCGUCGGAGAGAGGGGCCGGAGAGACGUCAGGCAGGGCCAGCAAGCUGCAUUGUCCUGGGAUAUCUGGCAGCAAUGCUAAGCGAGCUGGGCCAUUCAUCCUGGGGCCUCGCCUGGGCAACUCACCAGUGCCCAGUAUAGUGCAGUGUCUAGCCAGAAAAGAUGGCACCGACGACUUCUAUCAGCUCAAAAUCUUGACGCUAGAGGAGCGAGUGGACUCUGCUGGUGAGACACAGGAGGAGCGGCAGGGGAAGAUGCUGCUGCACACCGAGUAUUCCCUCCUGUCUCUGCUGCACAACCAGGAUGGAGUGGUGCAUCAUCACGGCCUCUUCCAGGUUGGAAAGCAAGCUAUGCUCCUUUUGGAGUGUAAAGAUUUGGGGGUUUGGCACCAGCCACCGGAUUAG